GCCCAUUAGGAGUCCACUGAUGGGCCUCCAAUCCCUCAUGGGCCCAUGUCUGUUCGCCCCUCAAGGAAACAAUUCUAAUGUCCCACGUCACAGUCACUCUAUCAUUUUCAUGGGAACCUCUGACUUGACGACCUUCAAACGUUGGCCUCAAUGUUUCAUUCAACGUCGUGCCCUGUCCGAAAAGGUCAACCAAAUCGCUGAGCUGAAGCUGAAGCUGAGUUUCCAUUCUCCGGUGGAGCCCCGCGCCUUCUUGCUCCGGAAGGCUCCUUUGCUGUCUGUUGUUUCAGUUGCAGAGCUUUGGCGGGCACUGUUGUAUUGGCUUCUCCCUCAAAAACGAAGUCCGUUCGUCUGUCGGGUCUGGUCGAUUGAGGUACCUCAUUUGCAACCCCGAUACCGUUUCCUCACCAAAAGUUUGGAUUUUGUGCUCUUAAUCAAUCCGCUUCUAUGGUUUUUUCAAGUGGGUCUUUGAGUUCUUGCAAGUUUUAGAUGUUCAUCAUCAUGGAUCAAUCAUUGGGUGCUUUUACUGGUUCCAUCAAUGGCCAUAGAGAAAAUGAUGAGCUUGCCUUUGUCUUAUCGGGUGAAGACCUCCGUGCACGGCUUAAGAUAGAUGAUGCCCUCCAAAGCCGAAACCCGAACCUGGCGAUGUUUACAUCACCGAAUUCGGGUGUGAGCUGCGAAAGGGAGUCGGUUGUCCAUCAAGAUUGUGACUUCAGUGAUGUAGUGUUCCAGUAUAUCAGUCAGAUGCUCAUGGAGGAAGAUAUUGGAGAGAAAACUUGUAUGCGUCAUGAGUCAUCAGCUCUCGAAGCCACUGAGAAAUCGCUUUAUGAAGCUAUUGGAGAGACAUACCCUCCACGAGAUUACCGUCCAAUCCCUCACAUUAGUUCCGGCUCAAUCAGUGAAAGCCCGAAUAAGAGUUGUGUCUUCAGCAGUAGAAGUGAUUCUAGCGGGUUAGGUAGUAGUGUUAGUUCAAACCCUGAUUGGAAGUCGAAUAUUGAGUUGCAUGAGCGUUUUGUCCCUGCAAUUGCCUCUCCAUCCGUAGAGUCUUCAGCUAGAUCAUUUGAAGUUUUUGACAAGAAUGGCUCUGCUGGGCGGAUUAAGGAUGGUUUUACAGCGUUGGCGAGAACAUUCCCUUCUAACAAUGCAAGUGUUGAUGUUUCUCGGGGGAAGAGAAAUCCGUACUCAGAGCAGACGAGCUUAGAAAAGGAACAAGAAGGAAGGACUAACAAACAAUCUGCUGUUUACGUUGAACCUGAGGUAACCUCAGAGAUGCUCGAUAUGGUGCUUUUAAAUGGCGCAAAAGGGGAGUCUGCACUUCGCCAAGCUUGGCAGAAUGGGCAAAUGAAAGGGUCAGAUGGGUCGAACUCAAGAGGCCGCGGUAAGAAGAAAGGCCGUAAAAGGGAAGUGAUUGACCUCAGGACUCUCCUGACGUUCUGUGCCCAGGCUGUUGCAGUGGACGACAAGACAAGUGCGAGUGAGCUUCUGAAGAAGAUAAGGCAACACGCUUCCCUCACCGGCGAUGGGAUGCAAAGAGUGGCAUAUUAUAUGGCUGAUGGGCUCGAAGCACGGUUGGCUGGCUCGGGUACUCAAAUCCACAGGGCUCUCAUGUAUAAGCCCACUUCUGCUGUUGAUACCCUAAAGGCCUAUCAGCUUUUCCAGACUGCCUGCCCGUUCAAGAAGCUGUCAAACUUUUUUUCCAACAGGACAAUCAUGAAUGUCGCUGAGAGGGCGAGCAAGCUCCACAUCAUUGAAUUUGGUAUUGGAUAUGGGUUCCAGUGGCCCUGUCUCAUACAAAGCCUCUCAACCCGGCCUGGUGGGCCACCCAGCCUCCGCAUAACCGGUAUCGAUCUUCCACAACCGGGGUUUCGGCCUGCUGAGAAGAUUGAAGGGACAGGAAACCAUUUGAAGAACUAUGCAGAGAAGUUCAAAGUCCCAUUCCAGUUUAAAGCUGUGGCGCAGAAGUGGGAAGCAAUCUGUGUCAAGGAUCUCGGGCUUGAGGAGGAUGAAGUCCUUGUUGUGAAUUGCAUGUAUAGGUUGAAGAAUUUGCUCGACGAGACUGUGGUGGUGGAGAGCCCUAGAGACAGAGUUCUAAGCCUGAUAAAGCAAAUGAAUCCGGAUGUCUUCAUUCAGGGCGUCGUCAAUGCUGCCCACAGCGCACCCUUAUUUAUCUUGCGAUUCCGGGAGGCUCUGUUCCACUUCUCGACUCAGUUUGACAUGCUCGAUAUGAAUGUUCCACGCAAUGUUCCUGAGAGGGGGCUGAUCGAGAGGGAGAUCUUUGGGCGGCAGGCAAUGAACGUGGUUGCUUGCGAGGGCCCUGAGAGGGUUGAUAGGCCUGAGACAUACAAGCAGUGGCAGCUCCGGAACCUUAGGGCUGGUUUCAGGCUGCUUCCAUUGGAUAGUGAGAUUGUGAGGAAGGCAAAGGACCGAGUGAAGGCUCAUUACCACAAGGAUUUCGUGAUCGAAGAAGAUAGCAACUGGUUACUUCAGGGGUGGAAAGGUCGGCUCAUUUAUGCGCUAUCCACUUGGAAACCCGAAAACUAAGAUCGCACACGCAGCAUGCGCUCUUCUAUAAUACGUGUUUGAUUUUUCAUACGUAGGAUCAAGAGCAUCCUUUGAGUUCAGGUGGUUGCAGCAGUAUACAUGGGCAAGUGGAUCUACUAACAUCAACUUGUUUGCUCGUGUGCUGCUCUAUGCUGUCGGGAACAAUAAGCUCAAGCGGUACUUUCUGGGUUUCCAUCAAUCCUCAGUUUCCCUUGCCUCUUCUUCACUUGCAUUUUAUGGGAAUGCCGAUUGCCCUUUAUCGAAGAGGCAAAAUACGAUGUAUCAAUUAGGCAUUCAUUGUGGAAUGUAUAAGGUUAAGAAUUGUAAAUUUGAUGGUAUUGCAACAUGAAAUCGAUUGAGAAA
This is a messenger RNA of Punica granatum (pomegranate), 2901 nucleotides long. The record is from RefSeq and is a predicted model, not a curated record. Lineage: Eukaryota; Viridiplantae; Streptophyta; Magnoliopsida; Myrtales; Lythraceae.